AUGCCACCAAGGAGGAAGAAAUGUAAACUCGUUGAAACUUCGUUUGAAGGUGUCGAUUCGUCCUCAGAUAGCGAUUCCAAGGACUGCUUCCUGGUGCCCCCGAGUCCUCAAAAACAGGUGCAAAAAUGGAAUCGCUCAUGGUUGGACAUCUACACUCCGUCUACUUCAUCCGAGAUAUGCGUAAAUCCCACGAAACUACAGCAGGUCAGGGAGGCUUUGGCCCGGAUGCUGGGCCAAAAGAAGGGUCCGGGACCCAAGUUGUUGGUUCUUUCCGGGCCGUGCGGGGCAAGCAAGUCCACCACGGUAAGCGUGUUGGCCAACGAGAUGCAAUCGGGCGACGUGUUCAAUGACCGAAUUGUUGAGUAUCGUGAAAGUGAGCGGAUCUCGGUGUUUCUCAACUCGUGCAGGUACAAGACUAACUGCGUUGUUUUGAUCGAAGAGCUCCCCAAUAUAUAUCACAAGGAGACGUUGCUUGAGUUCCGAGACUCGAUUCGGGAAUGGGUCUACAGCGAUGACGCGCUGCCGCCGUUGGUGCUCUGUUUGAGCGAGUUUGAAUACGAGGGCGACGAUUCUCGAGCCGUGUACAGUCUUGAGAACAGCAUGACGGCGGACACUUUGCUCGGGAGAGAGAUAUUGAGCUGUGCGCAAGUCGAAGUCAUCAAGUUUAACCCCAUCGCCGUGAGGUUUCUUAGCAAGACCGUCAAGGGAAUCUUGAAACAGGAGGGUCUAACGCAAUAUCUCGGUGACGCGUCGUUCACUUUGCAUCUCAACGAGUGGUUUAAAACAGGCGACAUCCGGUCGGUCAUCUCCAACUUGGAAAUGUGGGCCAAGUGCCGCAACCAGUCGUCAGCGACGUUUAACCGCGAAAACUCGUUGAACAUAUUCCACGCCCUUGGCAAGAUCAUCUACUCGAGCAAGGAGUUUGAAGGCGACAGCAACGCGGUCGACUUGAAUUCCAUCGCCCAGGUGAUUGAACUGUACCCUGAUAAAAAUGCAGCGUUGCUCAGCUUGGGCUUGUUGGAAAACUACCACAUUUACCAAGAUUCCAAGUUCCCUCUCGCGGUUGCAGAGUCCAUAUGCGAAGGGUUGAGUAUAAAUGAUAUCUGCUCGUGGGGCGAAAUAGGAAUAAGAGCCACUAGACUCAGUCUAAGCAAGGUUGUUGACAAGAAGCUGAGCACCUCCAAAUUGAAGAUGAAGUUUCCUCGCCAUUUCAAGAUGCUCAGGACGAGAGGCAAGGUGCGAGCCCAGAUUGAAGCUUACCGACGAUACAUAGCCCCACAAUGCUCGUUUUCAACGUUGAAUCUCCGCGAUGGAUAUUUCCUUCCGCUCAUAUAUAAUGCUGCGAGGAAGAAAAAGACGACACCGCUUAGGUACAACCGGUUAGGGGGCAAGCUUAAAGAAAUCUACGCCGACGAGGAUGUCACCAGCGAGGAAAGUGCAACGGUUGAUGCAUAUGAUCAAUUUCAAAACGACAUUGACAUUGCAGUUCGAAACGAAAGGGGCAACAAGAACAAACAAGAAGAAGAAGAAGAAGAAGAAGAUGCACAGGAAAAAGACAAUUUAAGUGACCCCAUAGAGGAAAGCUCACAAUCAGAUACAGAAUUCUCUUCAGAUGGCGACAUAGACUACUUGAUAUCACAAGGAAAAUUAUAG
Molecule: messenger RNA, 1653 nt
Organism: Lodderomyces beijingensis
Lineage: Eukaryota; Fungi; Ascomycota; Pichiomycetes; Serinales; Debaryomycetaceae
Source: the annotation of a GenBank genome assembly